Molecule: messenger RNA, 1872 nt
Organism: Porites lobata
Lineage: Eukaryota; Metazoa; Cnidaria; Anthozoa; Scleractinia; Poritidae
Source: the annotation of a GenBank genome assembly
AUGGUCAUUCUAAUUUUACAGACUCAAAAGGUAGAAGCAAAUGUAGCCUGCGAGUUACCCACUUCUCUUUUAGCUAGGGACUGUAUAGACCUCUUGGAGCAAGGCUUCAAGAAGGACGGCGUCUAUCAUAUCAACCCUGACGACAGAGGGUCUUUCCAUGUAUUCUGUGACCAGACAACAAAUGGCGGUGGCUGGAUUGUCUUCCAGAAACGCUUCAAUGGCUCUGAGGAUUUCCACAGAAACUUGUCUGAUUAUAAAAAUGGAUUUGGGAACCUCAAUGGGGAGUUUUGGCUUGGAAAUGACCGCAUUCAUCGGCUUACUGACAGACACCACCAACUUCUAGUAGAACUUGAUGGAUUCAACAAUAUCACCGGUUAUGCUCAAUAUGAAACGUUCAGUGUUGAUUCUGAAGAGAACGGGUAUAAGAUUCACUUAGGACCCUACUCAGGUUAGUCAGUAAUUAAAGCAAGGGAAUACGGCAUCAAAUCUUGUAAAAUAUACAACACGGAGAAAUUUAUUUUCCUGCAGUUCUGAAUAGUGCUAUUGAUGAUGAUGAUGAUGAUGACGACGAUUGUAGUGAUGGUGAUGGCGAUGUCGAUGGCCAUGGUAAUGGUGAUGACAUUUUGAUCCGCUGGGCAUGGCUAUUUUGAUGUUUUGGUAGUGGUAGUGACGGUUAUGGCGAUGGUGCUAAUGAUAUUGAUGAUGAUGAUGAUGAUGAUGACGACGAUUGUAGUGAUGGUGAUGGCGAUGUCGAUGGCGAUGGUAAUGGUGAUGAUGAUGAUGGUAGUGGUGGUGAUGGUGAUAGUGAUGAUUAUGGCGAUGGCAAUGGUGAUGGCAAUGGUGAUGAUGAUGAUGAUGAUUGUAGUGGAGGUGAUGGCCAAAGCGAUAGCGAUGGCGAUGGCGAUGGCGAUGGUGAUGGUGAUGGUGAUGGUAAUGGUGAUGAUGAUGAUGAUGGUAUUGGUAGUGAUAGUGAUGGCGAUAGCGACGGUGAUGGUAGUGAUGGUGAUGGUAAUGGUUAUGAUGAUGAUGAUGAUGGUAGUGAUGUUGAUGGCAAUGGCGAUGGUGAUGGAGAUGGUGAUGGUAAUGAUGAUGAUGUGAGAUGAUGGUAAUGGUGAUGAUGAUGAUGGUAGUGGUGGUGAUGGUGAUGGUGAUGGUGAUGGCGAUGGCGAUGGCGAUGGUGAUGGUAAUGGUGAUGAUGAUGAUGAUCGUAGUGGUGGUGAUGGCGAUAGCGAUGGCGAUAGCGAUGGCGAUGGUGAUGGCGAUGGUGAUGGUGAUGGUAAUGGUGAUGAUAAUGAUAGUAGUGGUAGUGAUGGUGAUGGCGAUAGCGACGGUGAUGGUAGUGAUGGUGAUGGCGAUGGCAAUGGCGAUGGUGAUGGUAAUGGUGAUAAUGGUGAUGGUAGUGAUGGUGAUGGCGAUGGUGAUGGUAAUGGUGAUGAUGAUGAUGAUGGUAGUGGUGGUGAUGGUGAUGGUAAUGGUAAUGAUGAUGAUGGUAGUGAUGGUGAUGGCGAUAGCGAUGGCGAUGGCGAUGGUGAUGGUGAUGGUAAUGGUGGUGAUGGUAAUGAUGGUGAUGAUGAUGAUGAUGAUGAUGAUGUUAAUGGUGUUAUAAGUUUUUUUUCCAUUUCAGGAACUGCAGGGGAUUCACUACGCUAUCACGAAAACAAAAAUUUUUCUACAAAUUUUCAAGACAACAAUCACCAAGAACCCACCAACUGUCCCCAGCAUUUCUUAGGCGCCUGGUGGCAUGAUAGGUGUAACCCUCUGCAAUCAAACCUUAACGGAGGUUAUUUCAAGAAAAAUAGUGUUCUCUGGCUGAGCUUAAAGGGAUAUCGUAAUUCUCUCAAGUCUACUUCGAUGAAAAUAAGAAGUGUUACA